Salvia splendens (bonfire salvia) is the source of this 2147-nucleotide messenger RNA. RefSeq names its product probable LRR receptor-like serine/threonine-protein kinase At4g30520. The transcript has 11 exons. Bases 110 to 1990 code for a protein of 626 amino acids. The record is from RefSeq and is a predicted model, not a curated record. Gene Ontology annotation, molecular function: protein binding; protein kinase activity; ATP binding. Gene Ontology annotation, biological process: protein phosphorylation. NCBI's taxonomy places the organism in Eukaryota, Viridiplantae, Streptophyta, Magnoliopsida, Lamiales, Lamiaceae.
GAGGUGUCUUUGUAAAAAUGCUUUUCAGAAAGCGGGAGAGAGAGAGAGAGAGAGAGAGAGAGAGAAAAGAAAGGUGCUCAAAAACAAUGUUUGUGAAUCAAAUGUAGCAAUGAUCAUAACAAUGUCUCUCCUUCCAAGCCACUACCUCCUCCUCUUCUCCCUUCCAUUUUUCUUCACUCUUUCUGUCUCUUUUGAGCCCAGCAAUCCAGAAGUUGAAGCUCUGACUGCUGUGAGAGAAGGCCUCUCUGAUCCUCAUGGAGCUCUCAGCAAUUGGGAUGAGAACUCUGUGGACCCUUGUAGCUGGUCUAUGAUUACUUGCAAUUCUAAUGAUCUUGUUACUGCCUUUGGAGCUCCAAGUCAGGGCUUAUCAGGGUCAUUGUCUUGGAUGAUUGCCAACCUUACAAAUCUCAAGCAAAUAAUGUUGCAGAACAACAAUAUUUCUGGCCAUAUUCCAAAGGAAAUAGGCUAUCUCCCAAAUCUUCAGGCACUGGAUCUCUCAAACAACAAUUUACAUGGUCAUAUCCCUGAGUCUUUAGGCCUCUUGAACCACCUACAGUACAUAAGGUUGAACAACAAUAGCUUGAGUGGGCCUGUUCCUCUGCCUUUGGCCAAUCUCCCUCGCCUUACUUUCUUGGAUUUGUCCUUCAAUAAUCUCAGUGGACCUAUUCCUACUUUUCCAACCAAAACAUUUAAUAUUCUUGGAAAUCCUCUGAUUUGUGGAAGCCACUCUAGUGAAAAAUGCUCUGAAUCCCUCCUGGCUAGCCCUCUUUCAUUUGCCAUCAACCCCUCUUCUGGAAAGUCCAAGACCAAGAAAAUAGCAAUUGCACUUGGAGUGAGCAUUAUAUUUGUCUCCAUUUUAGUCUUAGUAUUAGGCUUUCUACUCCACAAACGAACCGAGAAGAGGAAGCGGUCUGUUCUAAACAUUACAGAUGUUCAAGAAGAGGACCUUAUAAGACUAGGGAACCUCAAGAGCUUCUCCAUCACAGAGAUACGACGUGCCACAAAUAACUUCAGCUCCAAAAACAUACUUGGUGCUGGGGGAUUUGGCAAUGUUUACCGCGGGAAAUUGGAAGAUGGAACGCUGGUUGCAGUGAAGCGACUAAAGGAUCUGACAGGAACUACCGGGAUAUCACAGUUUAGAACGGAGCUUGAGAUGAUCAGCCUGGCGGUUCACAGGAACUUGCUUCGUAUAUUUGGAUACUGUGCCACCCAAAAUGAGAGGCUUCUUGUGUACCCUUACAUGUCUAAUGGCAGCGUCGCGUCAAGGCUUAGAGGGAAACUGGGGCUUGACUGGAACACGAGGAAGAGGAUUGCAAUCGGGGCUUCAAGGGGUUUACUGUACCUGCACGAGCAAUGUGAUCCAAAGAUAAUCCACCGAGAUGUCAAGGCUGCCAAUAUCUUGCUGGACGACUACUGUGAGGCGGUUGUGGGAGACUUUGGGCUUGCAAAGCUGCUCGAUCACGGUGAAUCUCAUGUUACCACAGCUGUCCGUGGCACUGUAGGCCACAUCGCGCCAGAGUACCUCUCCACCGGCCAGUCAUCAGACAAGACCGAUGUGUUUGGAUUCGGGAUCCUCCUGCUGGAGCUGAUUACAGGAAUGCGAGCUCUCGAGUUUGGGAAAACCGUGAGCCAGAAAGGAGCCAUGCUAGAAUGGGUAAAGAAGGUUCAGCAAGAGAAGAAAAUUGAGUUAUUGGUGGACAAAGAGCUUGGGAUGAAGUAUGACAGGAUUGAGGUGGGGGAGAUGCUGCAAGUGGCUCUGCUUUGCACUCAGUACCUACCGGCCCACCGGCCUAAAAUGGCCGACGUUGUGAGGAUGCUCGAAGGCGACGGCCUUGCUGAAAAAUGGGCAGCAUCGCAUAGCUACAUUGACAGCAGCACCACUUCAAAGAGCAAGCUGCAUGAUUGUAAUGAGUUAAGCAUAUUUGGGAUGGAGAAGAGCAUAGAUGAUGAUUGUGAUGCCAACUGCAUUGAACUUUCUGGUCCAAGGUAAUUAGAAAAAAAAGAGAAAAUAAAUCGAGCUUUGGAUUGGGGGAGAGAGUUUUAGUAGGCCAUGCCACACCACUUCAUUUGUACUUCUAUUCUUGUGAUGUACAUAUCUAAAAAUCCUGUCUUUUUAUUUAGGAUUGUGAUUUUUUUGGUCCUUGUAA